AUGCCUGGCCGAGUCGACAAUGGCACGAAAAGCUCGCGCUUCGAGCUGCCCGCUUUGGACCUCAACUUUGGCAGCAUCACCGACGGCACAAACAUCCCGCCUCCGCCGAAAUCCCCCGUCGAGAAGCCAGCCGACAAUUCAUUGUCAGUGACCACUGCGACAUCCGCUCGGAAGCUGGAGGACCCAGAGACGGCCGCCGCCCUCGAGGGCAAGCCCGCCGCGGAGGAAGGAGGCGCAAAUGGUAACAAACCUGCCGGGACAAAGCGGCCAGCGGACGACAUACCCCCAAGUCCGACCAUGUCUACGACACGGUCGGGCGGUCUCCGCCGCCUCCUCAGUCGAUCGUUGUUGAAUAACAGUUAUGCAGAGGGACAGCAACCCAGCGGAAUCGGCACAGCGACUACCACAACCCCAUCGGUAGCGGCCCCCUCGAUCAACGGCGGCAGCAGGCCCCCCAGCCGGACCGGCGCCUCCUCAGUGAUGGACGAUGACCGGAAAUCGAAGCGAAGCAGUGGGUGGUUCCGACGCCUGAGAGGUGGCGAUCCUAAGCGGUCCAGUCUCCUCUUCGAGCAGUCGACAACGAAACCGGCGACACACGCCCCCAGCGGGCCGCCGCCGCCCAUGAUACCCGAGCUCAAAGAGUUGGAGAAGGACGAAGGGAGCCUGGGCCAAGAUCUCUUCAAGAACAUUAAGUGA
Molecule: messenger RNA, 696 nt
Organism: Emericellopsis cladophorae
Lineage: Eukaryota; Fungi; Ascomycota; Sordariomycetes; Hypocreales; Bionectriaceae
Exons: 1
Coding region: 1-696 (231 amino acids)
Source: RefSeq, a predicted model, not a curated record